Molecule: messenger RNA, 3412 nt
Organism: Conger conger (European conger)
Lineage: Eukaryota; Metazoa; Chordata; Actinopteri; Anguilliformes; Congridae
Gene: frk
Product: fyn-related Src family tyrosine kinase
Exons: 8
Coding region: 291-1841 (516 amino acids)
Biological process (GO): protein phosphorylation; cell surface receptor protein tyrosine kinase signaling pathway; innate immune response
Cellular component (GO): extrinsic component of cytoplasmic side of plasma membrane
Molecular function (GO): signaling receptor binding; non-membrane spanning protein tyrosine kinase activity; ATP binding
Source: RefSeq, a predicted model, not a curated record
AGUGCGUUCUCCAGGAAAUGCAGUAGUAUUUGCUAACCAGGCGAAAUAUAACGCCUUCAUUUUACUACGGGCCAAGGAGUGUUCUCAUAACUUUUUUUCCACUUAGGCCUUUUAGCAAGUGUUUCGGGAAUGGACUGGAUGGAACAUUGUGACUUGAAUCCAAGCAUUACAUUUACAAAUCCUGAGUACUUUGAAUAGAUUAUUAGCUAGCAACUGAUGGAUAUACCAUACCGUUUUUCCUAACGUUAUUGUUUUACGGCAUUACUUCAUGUAAUCAACGCCGAAUCAGAAUGGACAUCAGGGACGUCAGAAAAUGGUGCGACACAUGUGUGCAGACUGUUUUUCCGUGUCUAAAAACUUCUGCAUCCGUCGACGAGAGAGUCAAUGAUAAGAAGCCAGACAUAGUCAUUAUAAAUCCUCAUGUGGGGGAGACACCGUCACGGCCACUACCGCCAGUGCCCGCGAAGAACCCGCUAUACAUCUACAUCGCCUUGUACGACUACACUGCUCGGACUGAGAAUGAUUUGAGUUUUAGGGCCGGGGACAAGCUCGAAGCUCUGGAUAAAAGUGCCGGAGAAUGGUGGUUAGCCAAAGCACUCACUGGAAUCUCUGCAAACGAACAGGGAUACAUUCCGGCGAAUUAUGUGGCACCCGUGGAGAGUUUGGACGCCGAGCCAUGGUAUUUUCCAGACACAAAGAGGGCGGAUGCCGAGAAGAUGCUGAUUUCUGAAGGAAACAAGCACGGAGCAUUUCUCAUCAGGCAGUGUGAAAGCCAGAGAGGAGAGCUAUCUCUCUCUGUAUUGGACAACGGAGUAGUUAAACAUUACAAAUUGCGGAAACUUGAGCCAGGAGGUUAUUUUGUGUCCCGAACAAGAAGUUUUGAGACUCUAAAGGAACUUGUAGAGCACUAUUCGAAAACCGAAGAUGGUCUAUGUGUGCGUCUUCGUGAACCAUGUAAGAAGCUGGAAGCGCCCCAGACCCACGGCCUGUCCUACAAUACGGUGGACCAGUGGGAGAUCGACCGCAACUCCAUCAGGCUGCUCAGGAAGCUGGGUGCAGGGCAGUUCGGGGAGGUCCACGAGGGACUGUGGAACGGCACCACCGCCGUGGCAGUGAAGACUCUGAAACCCGGUACUAUGGACCCUCUGGACUUCCUCCGGGAGGCUCAGAUCAUGAAGACACUACGGCACCCGAAACUGAUCCAGCUGUACGCCGUGUGCACUUUGCAGGAGCCUAUCUACAUCAUCACCGAGCUCAUGAGAAACGGAAGCCUGCUGGAGUACCUCCAGAAAGACAAGGGAGCCAAGCUGCGUGUCCCAGAACUGUUAGAAUUAGCUGCCCAAGUGGCUGCUGGGAUGGCAUACCUCGAGCUGCAGAACUACAUCCACAGAGACCUGGCGGCCAGGAACGUGCUGGUUGGGGACAACAACACCUGCAAGGUGGCGGACUUCGGGCUGGCCAGAGUGUUCAAGAUGGAGGAUGAGGAAGUGUACUACGUCAAAGAAGGGACCAAGUUCCCGGUGAAGUGGACGGCACCCGAGGCCAUCCACGGCAACAAGUUCAGCAUCAAGUCCGACGUGUGGUCGUUCGGGAUCCUCCUGUACGAGAUCAUGACCUACGGACAGAUGCCAUAUCCAACCAUGACCAACUACCAGGUGGUGCAGAAGCUGUCCACCGGAUACCGGAUGCCCUGUCCUGCUAACUGUCGCGGCGUGAUGAGCGAUAUCAUGAACGAUUGCUGGAAGGAGAAUGAAUAUGAGAGGCCAACAUUUGAGACACUGCAGUGGAGGCUUGAGGACUUCUUUGACACGGAGGUGACUAAUUAUGACAACGGCCGCUAAGUGCAGGUACAUUCUACAUGCAUCCGAUCAAAUAACAGAACCAGAAAUGUUUUAAAACUGGUACUUGAAGAUGCAUGUAUAUUUGACUAAUUAACUAUUGAACUGAAACAUCAAAGGACAAGAAUUCCUCCUAUUUUCCAGAAGUGUUUUCUAAAUGGCUCUAGUGGAAUUGUGCAAUGAAGAAACCACCAAAGGCAACAAAAUGGCUGCCAUUCCAGUUAUUCUGCUCUGUGGUGUGGAAUGGAAAGGAACAAUAAAUAGACUGCAGUAGGGUGUGAUCUGUUCCAGGAACAGAGCGGUGCCUCGCCCUCAUCGCAGCUAAACGCAUGUUUGCAUGAGCUGCUUACUGUGAUUAUGUUGUUAAUGUGAAGAUUGCCAUUGCUAUAGCAGUUUCUUCAAUACUGUAAUGUCUGCACCGAGUCUAGUAUCAGUAGGCCUUCAGGUAACAUGGACUUGUGUAAGAAUGGCAGUGUUGCGGUCAACAUGUUUGCAGUUUUUUCUGUUGGCAUUCACACUCUCUUACAGUAAACUAAGGGCGUAGUUUGUGCUCAGUGUCAAGUAGUUGAUUUGAGUCAUCCCCGUUCUGCAUAAAAAGUGCAUUACAUUUUCCUGUUUCAUAUCCUGGAACCUUUUGAGAUUCUCAUCUAACUGGUUUAAGUCUCCACUAAAGACAUACACAAUAAAUUUCCUUAGUUAAAAAUAUUUUUGCCUUGCAGCAAGAUUAUCCAGAAUAGGUUUUUAUUAAGUUCAAAAUGAGCAUGUGCAUGUACACACUUGCAAAGAGGCUUGGUAGAAUAACCAGACAGACUGUAGCACACCAAAAUUAACUUCAUAAUAUAUCCACCAUGCUUUUUCCUCCCCAAAUCAUAGAUGAUAACAUUCCUGAAUAUGUUGCUGGACUGAAAUAUAUUUGAAAAAUGGAUUUAGGUGUGUUCAACUAAAUUAUAGAAUAAACUUUAUUUGGAUACUGUAAAGUAUUUUAUCCCUAUAUAUUGAACAAUACUACAAGUUUAGUAGAAUUUGUUGGUAGCCUAUUUAAAAUAUGAGCUAAAAAUGUACAUAUUUUUAUAAAAGAUAUGAAUAGUUAACUAUGUAUAAAUUUACUGUAACAUAACAAAAUACAUGACUCACAGCAAGGAGGUCCUGGGUUCGAAUCCCGGUCGGCUUGGGCCUCUCUGUGUGGAGUUUGCAUGUUCUCCCCGUGUUUACGUGGGUUUCCUCCGGGUACUCCGGUUUCCUCCCACAGUCCAAAGACAUGCAGGAUAGGCUGAUUAGAGAGUCUAAAUUGCCCGUAGUUAUGAGUGUGUGAGUGAAUGGUGUGUGUGCCCUGCGAUGGACUGGCGACCUGUACAGGGUGUAUUCCUGCCUUUCACCCAAUGUAUGUUGGGAUAGGCUCCAGCCCCCCUGCGACCCCGUUCAGCUUGCAUUGUGUAAAAGCUAAAGAUUUCAGUGUUGGCUACUUGUGUCAGUGCUGUAAGAAUGAUUCCUGUGUUAGAAUAUAUUUUUUUGUAUUAAGAGAAUAUCUGCAGUGGUUGCUAAUUCACUUUUAAUUAAAGAUUGUAACAUUUGUA